AUGGCUGCGCCAUCCACAGAGGUAGCAGCACUUCUCGAUGACGAGAUCCGGAGCGUCUUCACAGAACUCGAGCAAUGGGGUGAGUGUGCCGGCUUGUACGUGCACGGCUCCACGAUUUUCUUGAACAACUACAUCCCGAAUGACCUAGAUCUAAUUGCCAUCAUUGACGGCGCCAAGAAGCCAAUUGAUUCUGGCUCCAAGGAAGCUCAAGUCAUCGUUGGACGAUGUGAGAUCUCAUUUUACACUCGUGAUUACUUUCUUCAACGGCUUGAAGCCAUGGACAUGACUAUGUUGACGUGUUUGUCAACGCCUCGACGCUUCGUCUUGAAAGAGCUUGAAGACGAGCGAGUGUCCAAUUUCAGGCUCAAUUUAGAUGAGCUUGAGGAUAUGACGUCUUCCUACGCAGAGUACACGUGGAUCAAGUCGCAUCAGCUCCUUGACAAGAUCAAGAAUGUCUACAAAGCCCGCAAAAACACAUACUUUGCCUUCCGGCUCUUGGAUUUUGGCUGUCAGCUGGCGGAGCAUGGUUGCAUCAUUGAUCUGACGGCCGCCAAUUCGAUUUUUUCCUCUGCCCUGCAAAUCUGGGAACUGCUGGCCAUCGAAGCUGGUGACUGGGAUGUUGUUGAAGCCAUUUUUGGACAUCAGUUCCAAAAAACGCGAGAGCGCUUCAAUUGUGGGAUGGUUCAGGCGAGAUCGGAGACGAAGGCCAUGGAGAAGAUGUCGAAGAAAACCGAUGAGGUCAACGAAGGAAAUGAAGAAGAUCAAGACAAGGCGGACAAGGAGGGCACGGCGCACAAGGACAUCGACGACACCGACGACCUCUGCGGUUUGUGCCUCCUGUGCAACGAAGCUCUUCGAAGUGCGACAGAGUUCAAGGUGAAGCCCAUUUCCCCGGCGAUCUUGGAUGAGAGCUGGGUGCCACUGGCCAAUUGUGGCCACUGCUUCCACUUGCAAUGCAUUGCUUCCUUCGUCCGGAGCUGCAGCAGAACAAAGAAAGGUGGCGCUUGGUGUCCCACGUGCGACGAGCGACUUCGCGUGAAGGUGGUGACCUGGCGCGCCUACGAGAAAUGGGGCGUGAAGGGAAGAGACUUGAUGAUCGAUGAGACGAAAUGCCGAAUGCGUGUGAUCCUAUUCCGCUUGAUGCCACCGGUGCAACCCGGAGUGGCGGAGAAGACGAAAAAGGAUGCAGAGAUUGAGAUGCAGUGGAGCGGUGCCAAGCUAGCGGACUGCAGUCCAGACAUGAUGUCCUUUGCCUCUCAGAAAGCCAAGGCGAAAGACUUGGGGAACAUGGCGUUUCAGAAGCGUGAAUACGCCUUGGUGGAGGCGACGAAAGCCAUCAAAGAGAACCGAGCAUGGAUGGAGUACUACCAGGAAGCCUCGGAAAUGUUUGAGAAGGGCCUUGAGAAAGAGCCUAGCAACAAGGAUCUGGUGGCUUGGGCUCAAAAAGCGCGGGACAUCAGAAACCAGCAUCAACAGGACCCGCAGGGCCUUGAGAAGCUGGUGAAAAAGCAUACCACGGAUUACUCCAAGUUCGAUUCGCUUGUGCAGCAACAACAAGGCGAAGAAGAUGAGGAGGAGGACGAUCCGAGCCGCCGCGAGUGGCGGAUCGAUGCGAAGCCCGCGCCCAGCCGAGUGGACUACAGCGACUCCCAGCAGGCGCAGGCGAUUGCAUUGUUCCUGGAACGGCAGAGCGAUGUUCAGUACGCUGAGGAGCUUCUGAAUCUUCUUGACCAGAAUGCAACGCCGAUCGAAGUCUUUGCCAAGGCUGUGCGGGAUGUUGUGGGUCAUCUCAUGGGUGCUACCAAAGCGGAUGGUACGCGGGAGAAGCACAACAUGUUGGGCAACGAUGCACGAUGGUUGUUUUUGGGCAUUGGCUGUGGACUCCCUCUGCUCACAGCAGCGAGGUAUUUGCCAGCAUCAGACAUUGUAGCCAACACCGCGCAUCGUGCAGCCUACAUCGCUGACCUUUGUAUGACCAUUGCUCGAGAGAACGGAUUGAAAUCGCAGCAGGUGAAGUUUGUUCAUCGCCCCUCCCAUGAGCUGGCUGUGGUCGAUCCGGACGGAGAGGAUGAGAACAAUUUGACAGGGAAAGUGGAUGUCGUCGUACUUGACUACGAACUCUUCGAUCCUGGCUUGAUUGGAAAAGGCGUUUUGGCAAGGAUCAACCACGUGAAGAAACGCCUAGCCACCUCAGAUCAUAUGAUCAUGCCUAUGGGUGCUCAGAUUCUUUGUGCUCCGUGUGAAAUCCGUUGCCCUCGGGCUGGACUGAUCAAUUAUUUGGCCACGGAGGUCGUAGUGGAGACCGGCAAGGCUCCAGAACGUCCUGCCAGAGAGAAUGGUAUUGACACCAUCGUGAAAUAUCAAAUCCGAGUCCACAACAACAUGAGUUCAAGUGAUGUAGACGUGCAAGCGGAGUUUGCCAAGUAUGUCCGCUUCGAGGAUGGAGCAGUCAACAACCCUGAGGAUGCAGAGAUGUUCGAAAGAAGCGGGGAUCUCGUUGGAGUUCUUGCCUUUCAUCCACCGCAUGGAGAUGUACGAUUCCCCAUGGACAAAACCUUCUAUUGGUUCAGUUUAAGUGGACCUUGUCCAAACAUGAAGAAUGGAGACAAGAAGAGCUCGAACUGUACGAAAUAUCAGGAGGGCUUAGUGCCAGCCAAAAAGAGCCAAUAUGUGGCAGGAGGCCUUUGCAAUCGCAUCUUUACAUCGAACAUACCAGAUGGCACGCCUGGAUGCAGUUACUAUGUCGAAAACUACACCAAGAUGAAUCUCGAUGAGAUUGUCGGUGUCACAAAGGAAGAUUGUGGUGGCCGCAAAUGUGCCAAUUGGAAGGACUUUCGCCUUCAUUGCAGUAAUCCCAAUUUGACCUUCACUUCUUUGGGAGUGAAAUAUUGCAAGGAAUAUGACUACCUAGGCUGUGUGACUUCAUGCCAAGACCAAUCCUGUGGCGAAGCUGGUAAUGAAGUUGGUAUCCCUUUUUGGAUGGGUCGUUGCAAUGCCAGUCGCAAUGCCUUCCGUGCAAGAUUUCUUGAGAAGGCAUUUGGAGGCAGCAUCAUUGAUGACUUCUAUGCACAAAACCCUCGAUGCGAUCAGUAUGGGCCAAUGUGCAACAAGCCUGCACCAGAUGCUGGCGUCUCCUAUUGCCAUAGGGAUGACUCUGGAAUCUGCGACGCUUGCUAUGUGCCAGGCACACUGCGCUCAGUCGUUCCUCCCUCACAAGCUCCAUGCCGAAUUGACCUCUUUUUGAAUCACAAGCUAAAACAAUACCAGGAUGCACUGCCUCAGUGUGAUUCUGAGUGUGAUGCUGAUGCCGAGUGCAGCUUGGCCACGGGAAGUUCGGCUUGCUGUGUUUACCUUGGGAAAUGCAAGAGGACUUGGAAGACGGAAGACUGGGGCAGUUGCAAUGCGACGUGUGGCAAUGGAAGCAAGUUCCGAGAGGUGCAGUGUCCCUUUCAAGAGAUCUUCGGCGCCUGUGACGCCGCGACGCGGCCGAGCAACGCGUCGUUUUGUCGCGGCGACCGUUGUCCCUGGAGCAAAAGCUUUGGAAAUUGGAGCGACCAAUGCGACAACCGCUGUGGCGAGGGCAGCCAGAAGCAAGCGUUAAUAUGCGACUGCCCCGAGGCGGAAAAUCAGAGCUGUCCUUUGGAAGAGUGUGCCAAAUCUGAAAAGCCGAAGAAUGUACCAUCUCGGCCAUGCUUUCCGCUUCAGAAGCCUUCGGCGGCGGAGUUUUGCCACCUUUGUGGCGAAGCGGACACAUGCCAAGGAUGCACCGAGGGCUACGAUGUCAACAUCCGAACCGGGAGGUGUGAAAAUGCCAAGCGAAAUCGCUUAGUACUUGUGACCUAUGAGCUCCAUGCCCUAAACCUGGCACUAGAUACCAAUGAUUGGUUGGCGUCAGCAUUUGUGCCUGCAUUCAAAGACACGGUGUCCUCACAAAUCACAGGGUCCUCGUUGGACGUGCUCAAUGUCAGUGUCAGCCAUGUCGGUCUUCCGAACAGCUAUAGCGGCUCGACGUUCAUCGUCACCGAUGCCCAGAACUCGAGCGUGAAAGUGGUGGUGGCCGUUUCGCCAAGCGAGAACAGCGAUGCCUCCUUAGCCAACUUGACUCAGCAGCUUACGCAGACAGACUUUGCACAGUUGGCCGACAGUCUUCCAAAAACUCUGAUGAAGCACGGCUGCACAUCAGAAAGAUGUCAGAUGCCGAAGGAUUUGGUAUGGACAAUGCAAGAGCCAAACAUUCUUUGCCCUGAUGGACAGUGGACAUCGAACCAAUGUUUGCUCCCGUCAUCAUCCGGAUUUCCAGUGUGGGCAAUCAUUACGAUAUCCCUCAUCGUCCUCAUUGCAAUCGCAGCCGCACUUGUGUGGACUUGCAGCAAAAGAAGACAGGAGAAUUCACGGCUCCUUGGUUAG
Durusdinium trenchii is the source of this 4407-nucleotide messenger RNA. The record is from the annotation of a GenBank genome assembly. Lineage: Eukaryota; Dinophyceae; Suessiales; Symbiodiniaceae.